Messenger RNA from Prosopis cineraria, 1059 nucleotides. Its product is annotated as 2-oxoglutarate-dependent dioxygenase 19-like. Bases 1 to 1059 code for a protein of 352 amino acids. Lineage: Eukaryota; Viridiplantae; Streptophyta; Magnoliopsida; Fabales; Fabaceae. The transcript has 6 exons. The record is from RefSeq and is a predicted model, not a curated record.
AUGCCCACGCCGUUCAAGAACUUGGUCGUGCCUGUAAAGAAUGAGGCUUCUUCAUGGACCCACACUUCACACUCUUCUCUCUCUUCCUCGUUUCUUAGUCUACCAUCAGUGACUUCCGGCGAUGUAGUUUCAAGCAGUGAAACCCAAAAGCCAAGAACCACAUUUCCUAAAGAAUAUGGUUCCAUCGGGCUAGGUGGCAACGAAGGGGAAAAUGAGGAGGAUGGUGAUGAGGACAGCCAUAGAGAAAAGGAAAAGGGUAUGGAGGCCCUGCUUGUUCCAAUAAGAGUCAAUGAAACUAACGAGGGAAAUGAGGAGGAUGAGAAAGCCAGUAGAAGUUUUGAAUGCACUCAUUAUCAAGUUCUCAACAAGCCAAUUGAUGGCUGCAAUGAUGGGGAUGGAAAUGAGGAAGGCAACGAAGUUGAGGAUGGCAGUGAUGUUGUUGAUGACUCCCUUGAUUUGGAACUGUUGCUAGGAAAAUACGCAAUAAUUGAGUACAAUAAGAGAAUCAAAGAUGUGGCAAGGACUUUGCUAAAAGGAAUAUCAGAGAGCUUAGGAUUACAACCCAACAUCAUUAUUGAGUCCACAGGUUUUGAAUCAAGCCGUCAAACAUGUCAAGUGAACUUAUAUCCUCCAUGUCCUCAACCAAACCUUACUUUAGGGUUGCUUCCUCAUUCUAAUAAUGGCUUGCUGACCCUCCUUAUUGGAAAUAGAAUCAAAGGCCUUCAAGUGAAACACUAUGGCAAAUGGGUUAAUGUGAAUCCUCUACCUCAUUGCUUACUUGCCAACAUUGAAGAUCAACUUGAGAUUGUGAGUAACAAAAGGUAUAGGAGCAUGUGGCACAGAGUAGUGGUGAAUGAAAGAGACUCAAGGCUAAGUUUUGCACUAAAGAAUGGACCAACUCUUGAUAAAGAAAUAGGGCCUGCAAUAGGGCUGUUAGAGAAGGAAAAGCCAUUGUUCAAGAGCAUCAACUAUAAGGAAUAUUUACAAGUUCAACAAGAGGCUAGAAUUGUUGACAAGAGAGGCUUGGAUAUGAUUUAUCUGCAUAAUGUUGCAAACUGA